Messenger RNA from Pteropus alecto (black flying fox), 5501 nucleotides. RefSeq names its product forkhead box N2 (gene FOXN2). The transcript is spliced from 8 exons. NCBI's taxonomy places the organism in Eukaryota, Metazoa, Chordata, Mammalia, Chiroptera, Pteropodidae. Gene Ontology annotation, biological process: regulation of DNA-templated transcription. Gene Ontology annotation, molecular function: DNA-binding transcription factor activity; cis-regulatory region sequence-specific DNA binding. The record is from RefSeq and is a predicted model, not a curated record. Bases 356 to 1675 code for a protein of 439 amino acids. Gene Ontology annotation, cellular component: nucleus.
AAGCGAGAAGGAGGGGGAUGUGGUGCUGCCGCGGCCGCCACCGCAGCUGCCGCUGCCUGCUUGUUGCCGCUUCUUCCCGGAGGCGGCUGCUGGAAGCUGCCGGGAGCAGCUGCAGUCUCUGCCAUAUUGUGUCUUCCCCUAGCCGUCCUCGCCUCCCUGCUGCGGCGGCCCAGCUGACGGAAAAAAGCCUUAGCCUUAGCGUGCAAAGAAAUGACAUACUUUUUUCUACUCCAACUCCAAGUUGCGGAGGGAGGAGGGCAGUUAUUUAUUUAAGAUGGCCAAGCCCCGACUGGACUCAAAGGAGAGACAGACCAACUCACCAGGAACGGCCACAGGAUAAGAACUAUAAGAGUAAAUGGGUCCAAUAAUUGGAAUGACUCCAGAAAAGAGAGCUGAAACUCCAGGAGCUGAAAAGUUUGCAGGAUUAAGCCAGAUUUACAAAAUGGGAAGCUUGCCUGAAGCUGUUGAUGCUGCCAGGCCAAAGGCCACUCUAGUGGACAGUGAGCCAGCAGAUGAUGAACUCACAAACUUGAACUGGCUUCAUGAAAGUACUAAUCUUCUAACAAACUUCAGCUUCGGAAGUGAGGGUCUUCCAAUUGUUAGUCCCUUAUAUGACAUAGAGGGAGAUGAUGUGCCAUCCUUAGGACCAUCUUGCUACCAGAACCCAGAAAAAAUAUCAGCAACUUCAAAGCCCCCAUACUCCUUUAGUCUUCUGAUUUAUAUGGCUAUAGAACACUCUACAAAUAAAUGUUUGCCUGUCAAAGAAAUUUAUAGCUGGAUUCUGGACCGCUUCCCAUAUUUUGCUACUGCACCAACAGGCUGGAAGAAUUCUGUUCGAAAUAAUCUGUCCCUGAAUAAAUGUUUUCAGAAAGUGGAAAGAAGCCAUGGCAAGGUUAAUGGAAAAGGUUCUUUAUGGUGUGUUAAUCCAGAAUAUAAACCCAACCUUAUGCAGGCACUGCAGAAGCAACCUUCUUCCUCAGCAUUAACAUUUUACACCCCUCCUGCAUCUCCACAAAGUGGCUCUUUAUCACCUCACUACUUAAGUUCUGUACUCACACAGAACCAGGUGCGAACCCUCAAAGAAUCUGAUAUUGAUGCUGCCACUGCAAUGAUGCUUUUAAAUACUUCUAUAGAACAGGGAAUUCUAGAAUGUGAGAAGCCUCUUCCUCUUAAAACAGCAAUGCAGAAAAAGAGGAGUUAUGGCAAUGCAUUUAAUCAUCCCAGUGCUAUGCGAUUACAAGAGAGUGAUUCUUUAGCCACUAGCAUUGAUCCAAAAGAAGACCACAAUUACAGUGCAAGUAGCAUGGCAGCACAGCGUUGUGCGUCCAGGUCUAGUAUGUCUUCCCUGUCCUCAGUGGAUGAGGUAUAUGAAUUUAUCCCAAAGAGUAGCCACGUGGGAAGUGAUGGCAGCGAAGGAUUUCACAGUGAAGAAGAUACAGACGUUGACUACGAAGAUGAUCCUCUUGGAGACAGUGGCUUUGCAUCACAGGCUUGUGCAGAUACCUCUGAAAAAGGGCGGUCAGGCAAAAAGAUGCGAAAACAGUCAUGUCAAGAAAUCGAUGAGGAGCUCAAAGAGGCAGCUGGAUCUCUGCUCCACCUGGCUGGAAUUCGUACAUGUUUGGGUUCCCUAAUAAGUACUGCAAAGACACAAAAUCAAAAGCUGAGGAAAAAAUAGAAAUACCUAUUAGUGUGAAAUUAUUUUAAAGUGUGGCAAUACUCUUCUACAUAAUUCUUUACAAGGGAUACUAAAGCCAUAUGGACUUCCUUUGUUUUAGGGUGGGGGAGGGAUGUUAAUUACUUGUUUAUUUUAAAGUAUUUUGUUUCUUUUUUAAAUUUUAUUAAGUAAUUGCUGUUAGGAUCAUGCCCCACCUAAAUAUGAUGCGAAGUCCUAAAGGCAUAAUUUUUGUGAUAAGUGUCUCCAAGAUUUAGAAAUUUUUAUAUAAGAAAAUCCCUAGUCUCUAUCUUAGACUUUUAGGAAAAUUCUUUUAUUCUAUUAAUAUUUCAAAAUGUGUCUAUUUUCUUUUUCAAUCUGCAAUUAACUACUGAUCCAGCUAAAAAUUUUGCUCAUGUCUUUCUCAUAUACUCCUCUUCUGACACAUGCAAUCUAUUAGGGUGAUAUUUGAAUUCUUUUUUGUUUUUAAUUUUUUUGUUGAAGUAUGACAAAGCUGAAUAUAAAUUGUAAAAGAUCCUUGAUGUCUCAAAAUUUUCUUUUGGUUACAGAGGUAGUACAGCAUUUUCUAAGAUUUAGAAAAGGCAAUUUUGUGGUGUAAUUUCAUCCAAGAGCACUCCAAUUCCUAUUACAAUAUUAUCUUUGAAAUUUUUUUACUUCCCAGAUAUUGCACAGCAUUUACUGGGGCCUUUUAUUCUUUCCUAGAGUGCUUUGCAACCACCAUUUAAAUAUUAGCCACUAGCUGUCUUUGUUGAAUUGAAACUAUCCAAUGAGAGGAUAUAGCCAUAGAGUGUGUUAUGGAGUUUUGACACACUUUUGCAAUGAGCAUCUUUCAUUUGCUUAAGUGUUCUACAUUCUGAGAAUCUUGUAGUAGGAAUGGAGUAUAAAGUAACCCUUUUGAAUACUUAUGUUGUCAUGAGUAAAGGUAGAUUAUUUAGGAAAAAACUUCUUUUCAAGCUUUAUAUGAAUUAAAUUUGUAUGUAUAUCCAAUUAAAUUUAAAAGGAUGUAACAAAAUUAGGGACAAAAUACCUUUAUAGAUUUCAAAAUUUAUAUAAAAUUAAAUCUUAUAUAAUUCACCCUUUUGAGGUGUCAGUGUAAUACCUAUUAUGUGCUAUCAACCCAUGCUAAAAGAUUUUAUAUUACAGUUCUAAACGUGAUUGACUAAGGCAUUUAAGUAUUCAAACAAACCUACCUGCGUGUAUGAGACAUUUUUUCAUAUCAUUUGUAUAGUUUGACUAUAUUACUCAGAAGGAAUACAGGAUACUAAUAAAAUUAAAUUUAUUCAUUAUAUUUUUUUUACAAUGGCAGAAGCAACUUUUUGUAAGUUCAGUCUUAUGCUCUCUCCUGUUUCAGAGACAAUGACCCUGUUUUCAUUUUCUGAUAAUUUCAUAUAUGUAUACAUACAUACACACACACAUAGGCUCAUGAUUUUGAUUUGUUACUUUCAGCUAUUUCUAUGACUAUAAAGCAUUUACUUGGAUUUUUUUAAAGAGAAAUAUUUUAACUUCUAAAUUUUAUUAGGGCAAAACUGUCAAAUGAGAAGCAUAAUGAAAACAUCUUUUUCAAUUGGCAAGACGUUAAGCCAGGGAUAACAUUAAUAUUAUCUGUCCUAUUUCUAUGUUAAUUGUAAUUGAACCUGGAUAGCCACACUAAUAGAAUUGGUGCUAUCGAAAUUUGGUAAUUUUUAAAUUUGUCAGUAACGAAAAAUAGUCCUUAACCACGCAGGAUGAGGCAUUUGGAUUUUUUUUUUUUUCUGUAUGUGUCACAUCUACUACAGAAAGUGGCCAACCCAAGUUAACACCUUUUGCUGUAGACAAUGAAUAUAACACCAAAAAUUGCUUUACCACAGUAUAAAAUAGUACACAGAAUAAAAUAAUACACAGAUUUUUAUAAAAAUCAUUUUAGUAACAAUAUUUUUAAGCUAUUUACUAGGGCCCUCUGGAUAGAACUUAGUAGCAAUGUUUCAAUGAUCUGGUUCCAGUUUAUUUUGCUCUACUGAAAUUCUGUACUACAAAUGUUCUCUCUGGUUCCUGUCCAUUAGAUCAUUAUUCUUUGUAAGGAAAGGAAGAUGAUCUCAGAUAAGGAGGGAGAGUUGUCCCCAAUUCUAAUAGGGAUCUUCAAAAUUAUUUUGUCUUAACAUAAAUAACAGUAGCUCUUUAAACUUGAUUUUCUCUCCCUCUUCGUGUACUCCUCCCACAAAUUUAAAAGUUUAGGUUAUAUUCAUCACUAGCAAGGGCAAUAAAAACUUUUGCACUGAAAGCUAACAGUAAGAAGUUACACAUAUUUUACACUUAAUUCUUGUACAGAAUUCAGUGCUUCACUUUCUAUUUGCUGAUUUACCAACACAGCUAUUUUCAAGGGGAGGAACCAUUUUAAUUACGGCCCCCCAUAUUCCAUAGUCAUUAUGAUAUCAUUUCUCAGGUGUAUUGAGAUAAAAACAUGGCUAAUAACCACCCAAUUAAGGAAAGUCAUUUCAAGUCCUAUGGACUGGAAAUUGUGUCUCCAAUAGUAUAUUACUAACAAAUUUUACUGUAAUAAAAACAAGUUGGCAAUCCUGGAGAAGUUAUAUAUUUUCCAACAUUUUAAAACUGUGAUUUAAGCAAACCUAUAAUUUGCCUUACAUCGACAUAAAUCGUUACAACCAAUUCCAGUUUAUAAAUAGAUCCCUAGUAAAAAUUUUGCCUCAAAAAAAUCUUCAUCUUUCACAUCCCAAAUAGAAUCAGUGUUUCCUGAAUACUAUAUAUUUUUGAAAUAUAUUUGUGCAAUAUAUUACUAAAUUAGUUAAAUUUUAUUUUACUCUUCAAAUUCAGAGAAAGAAAAUAUUACUCAUAUUCAUGCAAAAGCUAAUUAUUGGUGGAUCACUUUCUUUUUUUCCACCUUUGAGCCUUUCCUGUUCUCCUUGCCAGCAUGACUUCUCUUAGAAUUCUUUGUAUAUAGUAAAGUUUAGAAUAUAUAUUUUUUUUCUUUCGCUACUUUCUGAGGCAUUAUGUAAAGGGUUGAUCAGUUAAAUCUAUGUUAGCGCAAAUUCAAAGCUAGAGAAAGUGUUAAAGAGGGAAUGUGUGUGUCUUGGUAGACCAGGAGGCCUUUCCCAGCAAUUUAAGCAACAGAUGUGAAUGCUUCACAAAUCUAUAAGACUAUUGUCUUAAAUACUACAGUAACUCAACUACCUUUUGUGAAGACCAUAGCAUUUAAAUAAGAAACUUUGAGGCUUUCUGGUUUACAUAUAUUUUUUAGUUUUUGUUAGUUUGAAAUGUGUAAGCUUUGAUUUAAACAAAGUUUACUUCAUUAUGUUAAUGAUGUAGUCAAAAUAUUUAUUGAAAAACAAAGUAGAGUAUUUUAAUGUAUACCUGCCUUUAUUUUCUUAAAGCAUAUUUUUUUGCAUCUAACUGCCAGUGCCAUUGUCAAAAUUUGUUUUUAAACUGUUGUACGUUUCUUUAUUAAACUAAGUGCUUAAUUUUAAAGUAUGAUGUUACCAUCAUAAUAAUGUAUAAAAAUGUAUAAUUGCCAAUUCAUUGUAACUGUUAUUUAUUUUUAACGAAAGUGUAAGAAUGCUGUCCGAUUCAAGAAAUUUGAAUUAAACUGUUUCCUUAUCCUCUUUUCUAAUGUAGCAUAAAAAUUUCCCCUGAGUUUGAGUUUUAACUGCCAGUAGAUGACCAGUCCAAGUGUACCACUUCUCAGUUGCCAGUCAUUGCUCAUAUUAAAAACAACUUAACAAAUGUUUAGUUUUUGUAUCUAAUCUCUGAUUAUUAAAGUGUUUAUAAAGUUUAUUUUUACCAAAGAGAUGCAAUUCAUUAUGAUAAAGUAUUGCAGAAUAAAGCUUGUUUUAUAACA